UCUGAUCCAGAUAAUAUUUUGAAGUCGCCUAGUAUUCCCAAUCCUAUCGAUAUCCUGUUUGGCUCGAAAACUAACUACCUCGCCAACAAGAUUCAUCGAGCUGUCAGAAGAGGACGAGUGGCAGAGCCAGAACGUUUAGCUUACGGGUGGUUGCUGUACCUAUACAGUAAAUGGAGAAUCAAUCCAACUAAAGAGAGCUAUGAUCUAGUACCAGAGUUCCUAAAACCCAUCCCUGAGCAAAUCACUAUCAACCACCCGCCUAUAUUCGAUAUGAUUCUCUGGCCAGUCAUACGGUGUAAUCUUUUGCAUAAAAUUGGGGAUAGGGAGGAUAGGACCUUUGUUGGACUUGAAGAGAUAUUUGAUACCUUUUCAUGCUGUGCCAAGAUAAGGUGGCCUUGGGGAAAAGAGAUUAUAGAACCAUCCGGGCAAGACGGCAUUUUCCAAGUGCGAACUGAAUUUUUGGACACGUUUACCAAGCUGGAAGGAUGGGGACUAACAUCUCACUUUAUUAGUACUUAUGGGGAUCUUUUGGAUGGGUUUGAC
Molecule: messenger RNA, 543 nt
Organism: Bipolaris victoriae FI3
Lineage: Eukaryota; Fungi; Ascomycota; Dothideomycetes; Pleosporales; Pleosporaceae
Exons: 1
Source: RefSeq, a predicted model, not a curated record